UAUCUCCUCUCGGACCCGGUGUGUCCUAAACUUGCCUUAAGUUAGGAAGAUAUGAUAAUGUGUCUAGAAAUUUGAAAAGAAGCCAAGAAGCUAGCCAUAAGGGAUAUCAAACAUGGAAUACAAUUUUACUUUUGAACUAAAAAAUGUAAUUAAAAAGGAAAUGGUGGAAGACAAUUUGUCAGCCCCAACAUCUGAAGAAGAAUCUCCUAAGUUGUCUUGCAUGUCACACUGCAAGUCAAACUGUUCUCUUGAUCUGAGAAAUGGGAUGAAAGAAGAAAGGAAUGACACAAUGUUUACACCAGAAGUUCCAGGAGAAGAAAUAGACAAGUUGAAUUCAUUGUCAGACAUGAAACAGGACAUUAGUUAUGAAAUGAGAGAAACAUCAAAUCUUAAACAUUUCCAGAUGCAAUUUGAAAAACUUGAGCAAGAAAAAACUUUUUUCAAAGAAGAACAAAAACAACAUAAAGAAAAUAAAUGUCCAACAUGUCUGAAAGUAUUUCAAACAUCUUCAAAGUUAAAAAUACAUCAGGUGGUCCAUACAGGUGAAAAGAAAUUUAAAUGUCAAAUAUGUCUGAAAUUAUUUUCAACACCUUCAAAAUUAAAGUCACAUCAUCGAGUCCAUACAGGUGAAAAACCAUUUCAAUGUCAAAUAUGUUUGAAAGCUUUUUCUCGCUCAUCAAGUUUAAAACAACAUCAAAAGAUCCAUACAGGUGAAAAACCAUUUCAAUGUCAAAUAUGUUUGAAAGCUUUUUCUCUCUCAUCAAGUUUAAAACAACAUCAAAAGGUCCAUACAGGUGAAAAACCAUUUCAAUGUCAAAUAUGUUUGAAAGCUUUUUCUCAGUAUUCACAUUUAAAGAUACAUGGGCUAGUCCAUACAGGUGAAAAACCAUUUAAAUGUCAAAUAUGUCUGAAAUUAUUUUCAACAUCUUCAAAAUUAAAGUCACAUCGGCGACUCCAUACAGGUGAAAAACCAUUUCAAUGUCAAAUAUGUUUGAAAGCUUUUUCUCUCUCAUCAAGUUUAAAACAACAUCAAAAGGUCCAUAUAGGUGAAAAACCAUUUCAAUGUCAAAUAUGUUUGAUAGCUUUUUCUCAGUAUUCAAAUUUAAAACAACAUCAAAAGGUCCAUAUAGGUGAAAAACCAUUACAAUGUCAAAUAUGUUUGAAAGCUUUUUCUCAGUAUUCAAAUUCAAAAAAACAUCAGGUGGUCCAAUCUAGUGAAGAACAAUAUAAAUGUCAAAUAUGUCAGGAAGUAUUUUCUCAGUCUUUAAGUUUUAAACAACACCUUCAGAUUCAUAACGGUGAAAAACUAUUUCAAUGUCAAAAAUGUCUGAGAACAUUUUCUCACAGAUCUGAUGUAAAAAGACAUCAAUUUGUACAUAGCCAAAACUCAAAAGAGGAACUUAAAUGUCUGACAUGUAAUGCCACUUUGUCCAGCAAGUUAACAUUAUCAAUACACUUAGAGAGUCACGUUAAUGGAAAGCCAUUGAAAUGUAUUCUUUGCAAUAACCAUUUCUUAUCCCUGCAAGAAAUAAAGAAUCAUUUAAUGAUACACAUUUAACUCUUUCUCUCCGUAAUUAUUUACAUUUUAGUGGAAUCAACGUUGGUAUCGUCAGUUAGGAGAGAAAGAGUUAAUGCCUUUGAAAUGUGUACAUUGUAAUAGAAGUUGUUGUAAUGCACAACUUUUAGAAAAACAUGCUUGUAGUCUGAAAUGUAAAUGUUUUGGUCUAGCUUUAGUUUUUAAAAUCGAAUAUUUAAAAUAAUUGUUAACAAUCAUACGGUUCAUUGAGUUAUUAUCGAAGUAUGCAAAUUUUGCUUUCUAUAAUAAUGCUAAUUAUUACGUGUGAAUAGAAAUAAGUAAAAGUUUCCCUUUCAUAUCUUGGGAUCUCUGGGGCAGAUGAUGUUAAGGUCAUCUGUUUCUAUGGCCAACGGUUAACAAGCAGGGUGUUAUGUGGCCAGCACAACGACCUACCGCCUUUACUUUCCCCAACUAAAGUCAGGUACCCUUUAGAGUUGGGUGGACUCAGGACACCCUGAAAAUCCCAAAAUUAAAAAUCCCAGUCUUCACCAAGAUUCGAACCCAGGACCCCAGGAUCAGAAGCCGAGCGCUUAACCACUCAGCCACGGCGCCCCCACAUGUGUAAAUGUUAGUAUUUAAUGUGAUGAUUUCAUGUUGUUUUUAAUAAUUUAUGCUUAAAAAAAGACUAGUUAUAUUAAUUAAGUACUAAAUGACAAAUAUGUAUUUUGUGCCUGACCGAACAACUUGCUCAUAUAGACCUACAUUAAGUAAUACAAAUCUGAUGAUUUAAAGCGAUAAAAAUAAAUUUUGCAUAAAACAAUGAAUAAUCUUUUAUCUAAUAAAAAAAAAAUACACUGUUCGUUCAAAAAAAGAAGAUAAUUAUACAUAGUACAAUUUAAUAGUUUUAGCAUGUAUGGUGCUUCAUUCCUAAAUAAAGCUUGUGCAUAUUUUUACAAAUUGUUUUGAAAACUUAAGUAUUUAGGAAAAAUCAAGAGCUGGUGGCAAAUUGUGGCACACUGUGCUACGGAGCGCUACUGAUACCAAACUGGUUACCUUGGUCACAUCAGCUGUGCAGAGAGGGGGGGGGAACUGCUGUGUGGGCGACAUCAUUCUCACUAUAAACAAUGCCCUGGAUUUCAUCUCCCUGUUUAAGAUGAACCAUAGUCGUUCUACGACUGAAGGAGGCCAAUAAAACAUUGGCUUGUGAUUUGUAUUUUAUAUUCUAUUUAAUGCUCAAAAUAAAUGUUCUAUAAUUAUUUUGAUGUCAUCAUAAAUCUAAUGAGAAUAUAACUAAUUCAAUUUUAAAUACUUUGUCACAUAUUGUUUUAGAUUUUAGUGUUAAUGUGGUUUAAAUCUUUUUAUUUAUUUUUAGAUAUAUUGGAUAAUUUGAAAAGAUAUUUCAUUCUCAUUUUUUUGCCAUUUAAUAUAAUAUCUGAUUUUUUUAAAAUAUGUCACACAUUUUGUUUAUUUCCAAUUUCAUAUUUCCAAUGUUAAUGCCAUGUCAAGAGAUCACAAAAAUUUGAAUUUGUUCACCUUAAGUUAGUUACAUUCAUUUUUUUGAGAAAUACAUUUUAUUGAAAUAAAUUCCUUGUAUGGACUACCACUCCAGCCAAACACGCUUUAUCAGAUCUAAUUCACUUGUUGGCAAUGAAAGGGUUAAAGCACAACGCUUAGAUCAAGCUGCAGUGACAGUAGCAUCAGUUUGAACACAUGUAGACGGAUAUAUGAACAUUAAAAGAAUCAAUGCUAGCUCUACACAUUGAUUGGGAUUAAUCUUCGGCUUUUCAAUUUUAUAUAUAGCGUAGGCGUUAUGGUAGAUCUAGCAUUAUUUAUUAUGGCAUUCUCUUUCGCAAUUUACUUAGUGCACAAGUUCGAGCUGCUAUUUCGUAUUUUUGUCUGUUCUUCGUUGAAUGAAGUUACUUAAUUAUUAUCAAUAUGUUAAUGUGUCUAGAAAUUACAGUAAUUUUGAAUUACAAA
This is a messenger RNA of Biomphalaria glabrata, 3493 nucleotides long. RefSeq names its product zinc finger protein 454-like. Lineage: Eukaryota; Metazoa; Mollusca; Gastropoda; Planorbidae. The transcript has 3 exons. The coding region runs from base 113 to 1558 and encodes 481 amino acids. The record is from RefSeq and is a predicted model, not a curated record.